Molecule: messenger RNA, 1583 nt
Organism: Diaporthe batatas
Lineage: Eukaryota; Fungi; Ascomycota; Sordariomycetes; Diaporthales; Diaporthaceae
Exons: 2
Coding region: 219-1361 (380 amino acids)
Source: RefSeq, a predicted model, not a curated record
CUGGCUUCCAGCCCCAGAGACCUUUUACAGUCACUCCAGACCUCUCACAGUCACUCCAGACCGUUCGCAGUCACUGCGGACACUUCACAGUCACCCCAGACCUUUUGCAUUCACCCCAAGGCCUGAUCAACCUCAAACUCAUUUGCUUCCUCCUGAUACUUUAACAACCUUUCUGAUAUUUGCGAAAACCCUCACAUUUGAUUUCACCCAAAAAGACAAUGGACCCGCCACCAGUGUCGUCGAGCUCGCCACAAGCCUCUGUGCCGGAUGCUGCCAUGGAGGCCGAGUCGGAGCCUGCUCAUCACGGAGUCACGUCUCGAUACAUGGCCGCACUGUGGAAGGACAAGCCAAUGCCACCUCUAGAAGUGUUGGACGUGUCCGAAUCCGACGAUGAAUGCGAAUCUGAUGACGGUCAUGAAUCAUAUCAAGAGGAGCAUGGCGAUCAUCUCGACGAGGUUGUAUACUUCAGUCCGUGGAAGAACUGGCCGGACUCAGGACGCGGAUGGCCCCAUGAUACCGUGCGAAUUCUAGACAUGAGCGAAGCAAGCGACAAGCUGCUGGAAGAUCCUGACAGUCGGCGCUGGCUCCGAAAACUCUCUCAGCUUGAACACAAGAACCUACCAUCGCUGAAAGUCCGCACAGAAGGCAGGCCGAAGAUACCACUCUUCAGGGAUGAGACGACCGGAGACGAAUAUCAACUUUAUCUCGAACUAGGGUUACGGGCCGGCAUGGCCGUAAUCGAGUGCCCAACAAAUCUGGUUCCCGAACCUGAAAACCCGAUGCGCUUGAUACCCAGAGCAGAUCCUCUUUAUCAAGUUCGAUACCGACUGCCACCAGCUGAUGCCUCGUGCCAUGGACCAAUUUCCAAUCCUGAGUUCAUCAUACCGCUGGGACAACUCGCAGUGCGGACAUCAUCAAGAGAACCAUGGAAGACCUUGUGUUCAACAAAAGGAUACCCUCCUCCUACUGAGUUCACUGACUACAUGGUAGUGGUAGAUGCCGGACACAAAGACCUUCCCGUCUGGAUCAUCGCCUCACAGUCCAUUUUGAAGUACCGCAUGGAAUCUAGGGGCAGGGACUAUCCGCAGCUACCCGUUUUCAGGGGGGCGAUGGGGAACGACGAAUAUGGCUUUGAUACUGCGUGUAUUUUGAGGUCCAUUCGCGACCUGCCGCGGCGUGACUUCGAUCAGGCGUAUGAGCUGGUGCGCAACACCCGAUCUGUCAUGGACCCCCGGAUAAUGAAAAUAGCGGCGGAAAAGAUGGCGGAACUCUCUGGGACCGAGCUCCGCGAUGACUGGGACGCUUUCCCGCCGAGAGAGAUUGUUACGGCCGAAGAUAUGGAGGGCGAGGUCAAGCAUUAAGGAAUCCACUCAGCACGGGCUAUACGAACAAGAGCUUUGGAACUGGAAAUUGUGAAGGCUGUCUGGUUGCUCGCGGACUUGGGGGUUGAUACGCGGAGUUGCUGGCCUUCAUGCCUUUGGCGAUCCAUCAUAGAACUCGGAAGAUCCUUUAAAGAUGCCUCUGUGUCUUCCGACUGUCGCUUUGAAUUAGCACCACACAAUCGCAGACUUUUGAACCUUUGG